Molecule: messenger RNA, 375 nt
Organism: Macrosiphum euphorbiae (potato aphid)
Lineage: Eukaryota; Metazoa; Arthropoda; Insecta; Hemiptera; Aphididae
Source: the annotation of a GenBank genome assembly
AUGACAACCCUUCGUAGAUACUCUUCAACGCCACAUUGGCUACCAUCCGAAAUCCGCGCCGCAGUCGUUUCAUCAACCUGUGAUCGUACUCGUCACGGUCCGUUCCCCGACUCGUCUGCAGAACCGCACUUUUGGAUCGUACAGCCAGCCUACCAGACAGCACUUCCAGUCCCAAAUACCCAUAGGGGACGUGACUCUGCAGUCGAUCUCGACAACGAGAAACGCGACGGUGGCGGUGAAACAAUCGGAUGGUAUUCAUUGUGUGCGCACACUGUUCCGCCGUUGGCCGCCGCGUACUAUGUCAUCCAGCAAUGGAGACCAUUCGACGAGCCGCCGCCGACCGUCCCACUCUUAUAUAAUAUUAUAAAAAUAUAA